CAAGCUUUUCCGUUGACGGUGGAUUUAAAUGUUUCAAGAACAAGAAAAGAGACGCGAAGGUUUGUGGUCGUCAGGUCUCGCAAAGAUCCCAGCUAUGUCCUCCUCUAAGGAAGAUGCGUUAUCCCCUGACGAGCUGAGGAAAAGACUCUAUCAGACUUUUAAAAGUAAAGGAGUUCUUGAUACACUCAAGGCACAGCUGCGAAAUCAGCUCAUCCAGGAGUUAAAAUACCCAGCUUUGGCAGGCCAAGAACCAGUUCCCAGGGCAGCACAUGUGAAACAUGAACCCAUAUUAGUUUCAGCCUGUAACAGCAUAGUGGCAGAUCAUCUCCAGAACUCAGGGUAUGAGUACACACUUUCUGUCUUCUAUCCUGAAAGCGGAUUAUCUAAAGACAAGGUUUUUACAAAAGAAGACCUUCUUCAGCUUCUUAAAAUAAGCCCUGAAUCAAACCUUUACAAGUCAUUGUCUUCAAAUAAAGAAAACCAUGAUAGGGGGUUCCUGAUCAGCCUUCUAACACAGCUAACAGAUCAUUAUACUCGGAACCUGUGCCACGAUGCCGACACUCAGACAAGUUUAUCAAGUUAUGGAGAGUCUCUUGUAGAUAAGAUGAAAACAAUAGAUCGGGAAUACGAGGGUUUGGGGUACAAUGGGGACAAAGUGUUUCCAUUACAGUCAAAACUGUCUGCGUAUAGAAAAGACAUUGAAGUGCAGAUGGAAACAGAAAUGAACUUAAAGAUACAACAUUUUAAAGAAGUUGAAAUCGCCAAGGUGAGGAUGGAAGAAAAAUCCAAAUUUCAUAAAGAAUUUGAAAGGCUGAAGCAGGAGCUGGAGAGGACUUAUGAAAUGAAGACAAAGGCCCUGAUGGAGCGAGAGAAAAAUGCUAUUGAUCGGUUGCAAAAACAGCAAGAGAUUGAAGAAAAGAACGUAUACAUUGAGAGACAGUCAGUGCUGAAGGAAAUUGAAACACUACGUAGCAGAGAAAAUGAGCUGAGGAUGAGAAGAGAAGCCUUUGAAAAGACUUGUCAAAUUCAUGAGGAGAAGAUCAAGACAGCUGAAGAGCUGCUGAGGAGGAGAGAACUGGCUGUGAAAACCAUGGAGGACACGUAUGACCAGAGGCUGAAGAAUGAACUUUCCAGGUAUCAGCUUGAACUAAAGGAGGACUACAUCAAGAGAACAGAAAAGCUCACAGAAAGUGAGAACAGAAACAAAGUGGAAACUGUCCGUAUCCAAAAGGAGUCAGCUGCAAUUAAUGCCAAAUUGGAGGACCACAGUAAAACGUGCUCAGAGCUGAAGCGGCUGCAGAUCGAGUUAGACACAGCACAGCAGCAGAUUUCUCUGCUGGCUCAACAGAAGGAGCUGUUAAGGGAAAGAAUGGAGAGCAUGAGUGACUACCCCCGCUUAACAAAAGAGAAAGCAGAGCUGCAGGGGCAGCUGCAGCUGCUAAAGAAACAGCUGGAGGAGGCCCAAGAGGAGAAACGGCUUCUUCAUGCAGAUUUGGGCAAACCAUCCAAAGAGCAACUAUCCUUGCAGUUGGAGCUUCAGAGGCUACAGAGUGCUCGCAGAUUGGAUGCGGAAGAAUUUGACAACCAGAAACAGGUGCUGCAGGCACAGCUCCAGAGUGAGAUGGAGCAGUGUGCCCAGUUCAAAGCUCAGCUGAUAGAGUGUAAAGAGAAAUCCCAGUGGAUGGCUAACCAUGUUGAGGACAUUAAAAUGCAGCUUCACCAAACUCAUCAAGCUCUUGAAAAUGAGGUGCUGCGUAAUCCCAAACCAUCUCUUGUUGAUCGCUCUGUGCUAGAGCUCGGCGCUGACAAGCUGGUUCCUCCUGAUAUCUAUGUGGACAGAACUCUGCUGAGGGCCAGGGUGGGUUAUGAUGUUUGUGAAAUAGAUGGCAAUCUGGGAGGAAGCAAAUCGCCUUGGAGUGAUGUACCAGAUUCUGAUUUGGAGCUGGUAGCUGAAGCUAAGACUCGGAUCAAGGAGCUGCAGAGGGAGGCUGAGACUUUAGAGGAAGCUUACAGGAACUACCAGCAGAGGGCAGUGCGCUCCACCAUCUCACACAUGCUUCCCCCAAGACCUUUUUCCCCACUACAACCACAUCCUUCUCAUUCCCCUGACUCUCCUCUUAGAAAACACGACCCUCUCCGUUCACACAGUCACUUAGCCCACAAACCAAAGAUCUCACACAGACCACUGUCUCCUCAGUCUAACCAAUCCCCCUCCAAUGGCACCAGAAAGACUUUACCAUCUGCAAAAUCAAGAGUUACCUUCUCAGAAGAUCAUAACCAGCCACAGGCCACAUGUUUUGUUGACCACAGUCUCUAUUCACUGACCGAGCCUUUGUUCCUAAAAAAUGGAAACGCUCCAGAUGAAAGCUUGGCUCCAUCCAAGCACCCAUCCCCUACAACACAAUCUUCCUUCAAGAAUAAUCUUCAAAGAGAGCUUACAGAAGGGCCAGUCGUGUCUGCAGUCCUGCUUCCACAGCUGUCGUCGGACAGGCAGCUCUCUCCUGCCCUCCACAAUGAGGUGGUGACCUCAGAGGACUUGUCCUCCGAGCUCAGUCCACCUCGCAGUCCUCAGCUCAGGAGCACAGCACGCGACCAUUCCAGUCCACCAAAGCUACAGCAAGUCUUCUCCAGCUCAGAGUCUUCCCCACAGCCUGAGAAGAUAAGCCUUGAAGAUCUCACUGGAGGAUUAUCAGAGCCCGGCCACAUUCCAGAGCUUCUCCUGGACACUGCUGUCCCUCUCUCUGAGGAGGCCCCUGCUGCCCCCCACCCACAAGACCUCCCAAAAGACCUAAUAGACUCACAGGGCCAAACGGAAGUCCCACAAAGUUUGGUUGAAUCUGAAAAGAAAGAAGAUGAAGAACAAAGGUGGGAAAGAGAGCGGAAAGAAAGAGAAGAAAAAAGACAAAGGGAGCAAGAAGAAGCCAGAGAGAGAGAACUGCAAGAACUUGAGCGACUAGAGAAAGAGAUGCUUUUACAAGAGGUGGAAAAUCCAAAACAGGAAGAAGAAGAAGAAACCGGGGUUAAGAAAGGAAUAGAUGAAGAAAUCAGUGGAGAGAAAUAUGAGUCUAAAAGUGAAAAUCCACUGGACAAAUACAUGAAGAUGGUCUUGGAAGCAAGAGAGAAGCAACAUGCACAGAGCUCUCGAAGAGAAGAGGCAGAAUAUGCAAGCCCAGAGGCCAAGAGUUUGUCUGAGGAUAAAGAAGACAGCAUUGCAGCAUAUUCACACAAGGAUGAAGAUGAUGAUUUUUGGUGAGCUGACCAUCAGUUUGUGGCAUCAUAAUCUGAAGUGUAUAAAAACAGAUAUUUCAAGAAUUUGCUUAUCAGUCCUACAUGUUUUCUUUUUUGUAUGAAAUUCAAAUAAAUGCAUUUUUUUAAAA
Molecule: messenger RNA, 3377 nt
Organism: Neolamprologus brichardi
Lineage: Eukaryota; Metazoa; Chordata; Actinopteri; Cichliformes; Cichlidae
Gene: ofd1
Product: OFD1 centriole and centriolar satellite protein
Biological process (GO): epithelial cilium movement involved in determination of left/right asymmetry
Cellular component (GO): ciliary basal body; centrosome
Molecular function (GO): protein binding
Source: RefSeq, a predicted model, not a curated record